AGGGGCGAUUUCAGCGACGAUUUCCGGCGAUUUGAGGCGUUUUCCGACAGAUUUCAACCAAAUACCAAACAUAUUUCGAUGGCAUCUGCAAGUUCUGAACAACAGUUAUGUUAUGGACCUGAGGAUCCAUCCGUACUGUUUCAUCAAAACGAACAUAUUUCAGCCUCAUUGUUGGCGAAUGGCACAACAAAUGUGUUCAGAGUUCGUAGGACGGAGAGUAAGGUUUGGGCAUUGCCAAUACAUGAAGAUGUGAUGCAUUGGCUUGAUGUUUGGGGGUUCAGAGGUGUGAUUGAAUGUGGAAGGCCAAGAAGGAUGGACAAUGACCUAAUAACUGCAUUGAUCGAGCGAUGGAGGCCUGAGACCCACUGUUUCCACCUUCCAGUUGGUGAGGUAACCGUAACCUUACAGGAUGUGCAAAACCUGUGGGGUUUGAGAGCAGACGGUCGUGUUUUCACUGGCUGUGAGGUAACAGUGUCGUACCUAGUUCAACCUGUGACACAGUCAACGGUUGGGAUGAACGAGUCAGCAUCUUCUAUGAUGAAAUUGGUCGAGACCAUUCAGGGGAUAUGGCAUUUGACCUCUGAACACGACACAGACCCUCGAUUACGGCAGAUUCGUGCAAUGGCUGCUGAUGCGCUUCGUACGACGGACCAUACUGAUGUGAUGGAGUAUCCAACAUCGCAACGGCGAAAUGUGGUCAUGCCGCCACGCCCACCAACUUCUCUUCGUCAUGGACUGCCGGGUGUCCGGACGGGAGGACACGGGAUUACACGACAGCAUAGGUUGUCGCAGCAGCAACCUCCGCAACCUGAUUAUGCGGUACCAGAGCCCUUGAGUCCGGAGCACGAUCCCCCAGGAUGGUCUCAGUUGAGUGGUGCAAGCCAUGAGCCCUCGCAAUGGGGAGCACGGGCAUCAUGUGAUUCGUUCUUUGGCGGUGGGUCUGAUUGGGGUGCAACUCAACCAGGGCGUGAUUCAUACUUUCAAAAUUAUCAAUUUGUUGAUCCUGUGGGGGAAGAAGAGGGCGGGGAAGAAGAAGAAGAAGAGGGCGGGGAAGAAGAAGAAGUCGGCGGGGAAGAAGAAGACGAAGUAAUAUUCCGACGAACGUCCGAGGGAUCCUCACGACCAGCUAUGAAGAGUUCAUCAAGUACGAUUGGGAGGGCUAUGCACAAUGUAUUAAGGGGAUUGUCAACAAGGAAGAACAAAGGGAAAGCUCCGACAAAGUUCACGCCUUCAUCUAGAUAGCUUUCGAAUGUGAUUCGUUCUUUCGGAAUGUUCGUAAGUUGUUUUUUGAACAAUUUUUGAUGUGAUGAAACAGGUUGGU
Salvia splendens (bonfire salvia) is the source of this 1321-nucleotide messenger RNA. RefSeq lists its product as uncharacterized. NCBI's taxonomy places the organism in Eukaryota, Viridiplantae, Streptophyta, Magnoliopsida, Lamiales, Lamiaceae. The transcript has 3 exons. The record is from RefSeq and is a predicted model, not a curated record. The coding region runs from base 79 to 1242 and encodes 387 amino acids. Gene Ontology annotation, biological process: meristem maintenance; meristem development.